UGGCUGCCGAGUGGCUUCACGGCGGGCCGCCGCAGCUCCUCUUUGCCGCGUCGGUACACCGUUGUUUUGGCCAUCAGCUGUGAGAACAAGUAAGACGUCAACAGUGACCCACAUCGCCUCGCCGUUAGUUACCAUGCACAAUGUCCUCGGGGAUGGAGUCCAUGAGGAAAAAGGUGUACCAUGCCGCCAAGGAGGGCAUGUCCAUAUCCCUGUACACCCUCCUGUCCGUCAAGUCACCCGAGGACUGCCAACACCUUCUGUCUCAGGUUGUUGAAGAGGAUGGACAGAAGUGCACUCCUCUCAUCAUCACGGCUCGCAAUGGUCAUGAGCGAGCUGUGCGUACCCUCCUCAAGUUUAGUCCAGACCUGGAACAGGAAGGGACUGUAAAGUUUGAUGGAUAUGUGAUAGAGGGGGCAAGUCCUCUCUGGUGUGCAGCUGGAGCUGGACACUUGGGAGUGGUGAAGAUGCUCGUGCGGGCUGGAGCCAACGUCAAUCAUCCUACCAAGACAAACUCCACCCCACUUCGAGCAGCAUGUUUUGACGGUCGCCUGGAUAUUGUCAAGUACCUCACUGACCAUGGUGCCAACAUCCACAUCACCAACAAAUACAAUAACACCUGCCUUAUGAUUGCUGCAUAUAAGGGCCACGUAGAUGUUGUGCAGUUCCUCCUUGAACUUGGUGCGAAUCCUGAUGAAAAGGCUCACUGUGGAGCCACAGCACUUCACUUCGCUGCUGAGUGUGGUCAUGUUAAGAUUGUGCGUGAACUGUUGGGUCACGGAGCAAAGAUAACACAGAACGAACAUGGAAUGACUCCGCUCAUUGCUGCAGCGGAGAGGACAAGGAGUGAUGUGGUGGAAUAUUUCAGAUCUAGACCUGAUGUCUCAAGACAAGAGAAGGUGGAUGCAUUAGAACUAUUAGGAGCGUCAUUUGCUAGUGAUAAAGACAAUUAUAAUAUUGAGUUGGCAUUCAAGUACAUGAUGAAAGGAAUGCAAGAAAGAUACUGUGAUCCAGACAUUAUUUUAAGUAAACCCCCAAGUAAUCCUGUGGCAGCAUAUGAAUCUCGCAUUGAGUGUAAGACAGUAGAGGAGUUGGAGAGCAUCAGACACAACUCUGGUGCACUGCACAUGGAAAGUCUGGCCAUCAGGGAACGAAUACUUGGCCCACAUAACCCUGAGGUUCCUCAUCCUGUGAUAUUCCGGGGAGCAGUGUUUGCCGACAAUGCAAGAUUUGAUCGGUGCCUGCAGCUGUGGGUCCAUGCCCUCAGACUGAAGCAGAUGAAUAAAGUGUGUGUUAUGAAGGACCUGCUUAGAUUUGCACAGGUGUUUUCCCAGAUGUUGCAUGUUGGAGUUCAAUUGGAAUUUGAAGUUGUUCAUGAAGUAUUAGGUGCUACUGUUCUGGAGCUCAAAAGAAAUAAGGACAAAAUUCUAUGUCCUGGGCCAAAGGAUGAUGUGGACAACAUCAAGGAGGAGAUGGAGAGCAACAUGAUCACUGCACUGUACCUGAUCAUGAUAGCUGUGUGUGUAGCCAAAGGUCGCAGCUCCUCAUCCCUGCCGGGAGUUAGUAUAAUCAAUUAUGAUCCUGGCAUGAACAAUGGUGUUGGUGCGUUAAAUAGAGGAAUGAGAGUGGUGGGUUUUGGCAUGAGGGGAGUGGAAAGAGGAGACACUGCCAGACAGUCACUUCAGCAGCUACAUCAAGAUGUAGAAAAAGAAUCUCAAAUUCAUCAUGCAGUAUACAGUCUCGUCCAGGUUGAUGCAAGAACUCGCACUGGCCAGACUCUCUUACACUUGGCAGUCAACCCAGAAACUCCAGUUGAUGAUUUUCAUACAAAUCAUAUAUGCAGAUUCCCUUGCGCUACAACAACGAAGCUUCUGAUAGCAUGUGGAGCAGAUGCCAACUGCAUGGACAACUAUCGGAAUACUCCUCUUCACCUCAUUGUCCCAUAUCAAAAAGCUGUCAGUGACUUCCUCACACUUCACAACAUUAUCAUGGCCCUCAUUGAAAGUGGUGCACACAUGGAUACCGUCAACCAGCUUGGAGCAACACCCUUUGAUUCAGCAACUACAGGUGUAGCUGAAAUUAUAUUGAGAACUCAGAAAAAGCUCAGUCUCAAGUGCUUAUCAGCAAAAGUGAUAAAGAAAAAUGGAAUCUCGUACAAAGGUCAGGUUCCUCGCCAUCUGGAGGCCUUCAUUGAGUUGCACGGACCAGGCCACGUGGACAUCCUAACCACCAGACCCUCCAAGAGUGACCACCGGCUAUGAGGCUUCUGCUCAAGGUCAUAAUUAGUAUUUGGUAUGCUCAUGUUGGUCUUGAAUAGUGCAGCUCCAUGUUUAAUAUCUACAAAAACUUAAGUUUUGAAAAAACUUGUUAGUGCUGUAGCUGAUUCCAGACUUUGGCAUUAUAUCAGUUGCCUCAGUUUGGAACACUACUUACAUUCAGAUAUUUCCAAGUAUAGGAAUUCAUGUUGUUAUUGUCCUUGAGUAAUGAAAAAUUAUUUUCUUUGAUCUUGCCAGAUGCUGUCAUAUUUUGAUUCUUUCAGGAGUGUUUCCUGUGAACAUAACUUCAAAAGGACAAUAACCAGUGCUGCAGAGAACAAAUUUUUCACUUGGUGAUAUUGUACGAAAUAAGUAUUUCAUAAAGUUCAGAAUAUAUUGUUUCUCUCUAAUACUGGUUAUUAUCUUGUUUUGUUUCAGCUUUUUCAGAUCUUUUUAUGCAUAUGUUAUGCAUAAAUUUUUAUGUAAUAAAUUGUGUGAUCAAGUACAGUUGUAUUGUUUGUGCACA
This is a messenger RNA of Scylla paramamosain (green mud crab), 2778 nucleotides long. RefSeq names its product protein fem-1 homolog B-like (gene Fem-1). Gene Ontology annotation, cellular component: cytoplasm. NCBI's taxonomy places the organism in Eukaryota, Metazoa, Arthropoda, Malacostraca, Decapoda, Portunidae. Gene Ontology annotation, molecular function: protein binding. Bases 141 to 2258 code for a protein of 705 amino acids. The transcript has 11 exons. The record is from RefSeq and is a predicted model, not a curated record.